UAAGACUUCUAUUAGAACUCCGUUAGCUUUCGCGAGAGCGCUACAGUGUGAAUGGCUUUCCCCUCGGAUGAAUGUUUUAAUAUUCGUGUAAAUUAAAAUGAAUUUGACGUUUAGAAUAAUUACAACGUGUUCCUGAUGUGUGAACAAUGUCACAUUCCUUCUGUCGAAUGCACUGUGAUCGUGUGAAUUAACCAUGGAAAUGCUGAUGACGUUGGUGGUCGUUUUCAGCUAUGCUGUUGGAUCCCUUAAAACUUUACUGUUAGGCUUAAGUCCAAAACCAUUUUCACUAGUAUUAUCGAAUAAGCGGCCAUUGUAGCUUUAUUAAUAUCGUGAUAUUAUUUUUCAUCGUUAUAUAUAACGCUGUUGUUCUACAUAUUGACAUAUUUGUUUACGUUAUUUUAGUAAGAAUUUUUUUUUUUUUACUUUGAAAUUUAUUGCUUUAGCGUGCAAGAUAAAUUUUAAAUGUCAGACAAAUCUGGCUCAGCGAUAGUUCCACCACUACCAGAUCUCAGUCACUUAACGGAGGAAGAACGCAACAUUAUUGAAAAUGUUAUGCUACGGCAGAAAGAGGAGGAGAAGAAGGACGUCGAAGUUCUUAAGAGGAAACAAGAGGAAGUGAAUAUACUGGAGUCGACCAUUAAGAAACGUGCCGAAGACCAGAAGAAGAUGGGCUUGACGCUCGAGGCCACGUGUGAGCUUUGUCUCAAGACCAAGUUUGCGGACGGUGUGGGUCACGUAUGUUAUUAUUGCAGCGUGCGUUGCUGUGCUCGCUGUGGUGGCAAAGUCGCCUUACGUUCCAAUAAGGUUAUCUGGGUUUGCAUCCUGUGUCGGAAGAAACAAGAACUAUUCACCAAGACUGGUCAGUGGGUGCAUGGCAACCUGAGUGAUCCUUUGUACCGCCCAAUAUUAGAGAAAUCUCAUAGUACGGAGAGCGAGAACAUACCCCUGGACAGGUCCAACUCGCUCCAUCCUGGAGGUGAACAGUCUCUACCCGGAAGUAGACGUGGCUCUCUUGAAAGGUCCGGAAGUUCUAAGAGUCGGGAUCUUCGGAGACAAAACUCUGUUCAGCGACAGUCACGUGAAGGUGCUCUAAGAACUGCUGAUUUGACAUUACGCGAUAGGGGGCGGUCCCACUCUGAGAGAAGAUCACCACCUAACAGCGAUCGCCAGAGAAGACGGUCUUGUUCAGAACCACGAGUUGACGCUGCUGACGAAAAACAUUUUCCACAUGAUAUUCAGAGAGGGCGCCACAUGCAGAGGGAUGGAGCGCGGUCUAGAGACUACUCACCAUCACCACCUCCAAGAGAUGACACUGAACUGCACGAGACAGGGUUAGAAAGAACGCGAGAGGCUUCAAAGCGUGACCGAAGGAGAGGAACGCGAGAAAUUAAGCGUGAAGACGUCCAGUUCCAUAACCCUAUAACUCGAGACGAUUACAGAGCUAGGGGAGCGACUUCCAGAGACGGUUCCGUAGAACGACGGUCACAACGAAUUAAUGAAAGUGAGGUAGAGCGAUACACCGAUAGGGGGCGUGCUACUUAUCGCACACCCACAUAUGAUCGUAAAACAAGUCGACGAGACACGCAAUAUAGAAGUCGAGGAGAUUCAGAAAAUUCAAGGCAUAUAAAAGGUAAAUAUAUUAGAGAGGUUCCUAGUGAUCUUUGUUUACCAUAUCAAGAUCACCAAAAUGAUCUGCUAGUAGCAUACUCAGGUGACGCAGACAGACAAUAUCACUCACCUGGAGACGAAAGCGAAAAGGGUAUUUCAGGAUUUAGUUCCCCAUUAAUGUCGAAUACUGACACCAGGGGGCACGCUGGCUGUUAUGGACGAAGGAAAGAUGUUAAAAGCGACUUAAUUGUCUCCGAAAAUUCCGAACACGUGAGAACUAGACUUCAUAAACAUAGACGUAGCAAGAAACAGCGUCACAGAUCUCCAAGUAGCUCGGAUGAGGACGUCACAGCAAUCUCUGAUUGGUCCAGCUGCGACGAGGAGGAUUUGGGAGGACCUAACCUAGGUGGCUUAGAAAAAGGCGUCCGCUCUCACUCCCGAUACAAAACACGGCACUCAGAGCCACAGUCAACAUCGAGGAAGAAUCAUACGAAACAAAGAGGGCCCAGUUAUUACUAUAACGACCAAGAUAUAUGUGAGGAAGCAAGCCUCAAAAAGACAGUACGUUUUAACCGCGAUAACGCCACCUCUCGACAAAAUUCUGAAGAACUUUGGGACGAACAGCAGACGAAAGAUUCUGGUAUCGAUACCAGCAGCAGUGCCACCUUGAACGAGGAUAACAAUAAUAAGCAUCCAGUUGGAUGGAAGUUAUCACUUGAUGGGACCAGAAUGAGUGGUCAUAUGAUUCUGAAGAAGUCAGUUAAGGAAGGUGAAAGUGGUGCCUCCACAGCUGCCAUUUUGGGUCUGAAAGUGGUUGGUGGUAGGUUUCUUGAAUCAGGUCGGCUUGGUGCUCUGGUGGAGAAAGUGAAAAUGGGGAGUGUAGCAGAUACUGUUGGACAUCUGCAGCCAGGAGAUGAAGUACUUGAGUGGAAUGGCCACUCUCUACAGGAUAGAACCUACGAAGCAGUGUUUGAAUUAAUUGCUGAGUCAAGAGAAGACCACCAGGUGGAGAUGACAGUGAGUAGGCCUGUACGUGAUAUUGGGUGGACAGAAAAGAUUUCGUGUAGAGACAAGGAAAAUAAAGAUUUCAUAACUCUAGAAGAUGUCAGCAAACACAACAUGCAACAAGACUGGUGGCCAAGUGUGAUGGUGACAUCACCAGGUUCACCUGAAACUGUAAGAUUAUGCCCCCGCUCACCAGUUAUAGGUGGUAGAUUACAGCUCAAGUUGUGGUACAACCUUCAGGCCUUACAACUCAUUGUAACAAUAAUUUGUGCUACAGAGUUGGCCACCAGAAGGGGUAAGCUUAUGCCUAACCCCUAUGCCAAAGUGUUUCUUCUUCCUGACAAAAGUGAGAAAAGCAAGAGGAGAACCAAAACGCUGUCUAAUACCAAUGAGCCUAGAUGGAACCAAACAUUCGUCUAUUCCCCCUUGAGGCAGCUGGAUUUGAAAACCAGGGCAUUGCAGAUUAGAGUGUGGGAUUAUGACUGUUAUGGUGCUAAUGACUUUUUAGGAGAGGUUUUGAUUGACCUUUCAUUGAUAACUUUGGACAAUAAAGGUCACUGGUACUCCUUGGUCAGACAUGAAGACAGCGUGAAUGCUCAAUUGAGACAACAGGCCACGUUUCUUGACACAGAUACAGGAUCCAGCACCUUGGCUGACCAUCUGUCCCCAUUGUCUAAUGUCUCUAGUCAUCUCUCUGAUGGUGACACCUCGGACAUUGAUGAUGGAACUGUUGUGGGAGGAAACAGAAACAGUGUUGGAGGACUGGACAGGAUUAGCUUGAGUUCAUUGGGGAGUAGUUCUAGUCCUCCUGUGGCAGGGGAAGAGUUUAGUGAUGUUGUGGAGAGAUGGGUCACGAGGGAUCUCUCACCAUUAGGAAGGAAGCGGUCAGAAACUGGGGAAGAGACCAGGUACAACCAUCGGGGAGACAAAUUUUGCAAAGUUGAAGAGUUCAUUAAUUCAACCAGCAGGGAGCGUCCAUCACAACGUGGAGUAGAGUAUACCUCAAGGUCGCUAUCUCCACCUGUUAGAAGGUUACAAAAUUUGUAG
Messenger RNA from Limulus polyphemus (Atlantic horseshoe crab), 3660 nucleotides. RefSeq names its product regulating synaptic membrane exocytosis protein 1-like. Gene Ontology annotation, biological process: positive regulation of synaptic transmission; regulation of membrane potential; regulation of synaptic plasticity. Lineage: Eukaryota; Metazoa; Arthropoda; Merostomata; Xiphosura; Limulidae. Gene Ontology annotation, cellular component: cytoskeleton of presynaptic active zone; presynaptic membrane. Bases 463 to 3660 code for a protein of 1065 amino acids. The transcript has 14 exons. The record is from RefSeq and is a predicted model, not a curated record. Gene Ontology annotation, molecular function: transmembrane transporter binding; small GTPase binding.